Messenger RNA from Papilio machaon (common yellow swallowtail), 634 nucleotides. RefSeq lists its product as uncharacterized. Bases 122 to 634 code for a protein of 170 amino acids. The record is from RefSeq and is a predicted model, not a curated record. Lineage: Eukaryota; Metazoa; Arthropoda; Insecta; Lepidoptera; Papilionidae. The transcript has 7 exons.
UUACUUUCUAACUGAACAAAAUAAUUACUUUCUUUUAUAAUUAAUCAGUUUCUUUCGUUUAGUAAUCGGAUGUCCGCGUCUAACCGCGUCAUUCGAAGUUGGUGGUCACUUUGAUCGUACUAUGCAUUACACAUGUGACGACUGUCAGAUAACUGACAUUCUUUGUAACGGCGAGAGCGUGUUAGCGGCAGGACGAGUGUCAAUAAUCAGCGUGUCAAAGAUGAUCAGCUUCAACUUUCCCAGGUAUGAAGAUAACCACUCGUGUGUCUACAUGGGUUUCUUCAAAACAAAGGAUAAGGUUUUUAAGAAGAUUUUAGCUGUUAUUGACAAUGAUGCUCAAGGUGUGACAGUACAGUUCCAAACAGUCUCACCUCCUCCUCUCGGUCAACAGUUCGAACAAGAAAUAUCUUAUGUUUGUGAUGAUUGUACUGUUAGUAAGGUGUUUGUUAACGGCAUUCCCGUGCCGGCAUCAACAAGGAGAAGUACUACUGGAUCUAUUGCUUUCUUUGUUGCAACAUCGACAUCUAUAAAGAUACGAAUAACAGAAUACGCUCCAACUUACGAAGGUGUUUACCAAGCUGUGUUCAUGGUCGGCAACGACGAAGUUACUAAGAGUAUUAUGGAGAUCAAGUGA